Molecule: messenger RNA, 2194 nt
Organism: Volvox carteri f. nagariensis
Lineage: Eukaryota; Viridiplantae; Chlorophyta; Chlorophyceae; Chlamydomonadales; Volvocaceae
Gene: idh2
Product: isocitrate dehydrogenase, NAD-dependent
Exons: 5
Coding region: 26-1117 (363 amino acids)
Biological process (GO): tricarboxylic acid cycle; isocitrate metabolic process
Cellular component (GO): mitochondrion
Molecular function (GO): isocitrate dehydrogenase (NAD+) activity; NAD binding; magnesium ion binding
Source: RefSeq, a predicted model, not a curated record
CAACUUGCGUUCAAUUUUCAGUACAAUGCUCAAGCAGGCUAGUAGCGUCGUUAUGCAGGCCGCUUCUGCGGCGGCCUUCCCGUCGUCGGCCCGCGUGAUGGGAUACGCUACAAAAACUUUCGAAGCGACUCUCUUCCCUGGCGACGGCAUUGGCCCGGAAAUUGCGGCUGCAGUCAAGGAGAUUUUCAACGCGGCGAAAAUUCCCGUGGCUUGGGAUGAGCAGCAUAUCGGCAAGACACCUGACCCACGCACGAACUCGAUGGUCACGCGUGAGAACCUGGACUCCGUCCUGAAGCACAAAAUUGGGCUAAAGGGGCCGAUGGCGACCCCAAUCGGCAAGGGUUUCCGGUCACUGAACUUGACUCUCCGCAAGGAGCUGGAUCUUUACGCCAACGUGCGACCCUGCUUUAACAUUCCUGGCUACAAGACACGGUAUGAUGGCAUUAACCUUGUAACUGUGCGCGAGAACACUGAGGGCGAGUACUCGGGCCUGGAGCAUGAGGUGGUGCCUGGCGUCGUCGAGUCUUUGAAGGUCAUCACACGCAAAGCUAGCUCAAGAAUUGCGGAGUUUGCCUUUGCGUAUGCACGUGAGAACGGCCGUCAAAAGGUGUCGGCCGUGCACAAGGCUAACAUUAUGAAGAAGGCCGACGGCCUGUUCCUGGAAUGCUGUCGCGAGGCUGCAACGAAGUACCCUGACAUCAAGUACGAGGAGCUCAUUGUCGACAACGCCUGCAUGCAGCUCGUCAGCAACCCCACACAGUUCGACGUACUCGUCAUGCCGAACUUGUACGGCGACAUCAUCUCGGACCUAUGCGCGGGCCUUGUGGGCGGCCUGGGUCUAACGCCCUCAAUGAACAUCGGUCUCAAUGGGUUGGCGCUUGCGGAGGCGGUUCACGGCACGGCGCCCGACAUUGCGGGCAAGAACAAGGCCAACCCAACGGCUCUGUUGCUGUCCAGCUGCAUGAUGCUGCGCCACAUUGGCCGCAAGCAGGACGCGGACAAUAUCCAAAACGCCGUCAUUUCGGUCAUUGCCGAGGGCAAGUGGCGAACAGCGGACCUGGGCGGCAACGCCAACACCACGGACUUUACGAAGGCCAUCAUUGACAAGCUCGAAUGAGGCAUUGCCGGUACAGCUGUGGGCAAAAGGACGAAAGGGAGGGAAACGGGAUGAAGCUGUAUCAGCGAGCGUGUCAACCCGAGUUUGCCUUCGCCGCCCAGUCCAUCUGAAUAAUCGCCUAUUUAAGUCCCACACGGCCCGAAAGAGCGGGGGGAGCGUGCGAUGAACAUAGUGGUGCGGACAUAGGAUGUAUCGUAGAACGCCAAGUUAACGGAUCUGGAUUCUGGGUUUGGAUUCUAAUUCCCGGCACAGCUCCUGACUUGUCCGAAGGGUCCGGGCUACUGCAGGAAAUGUUUGCCUCUUGAUUUGGACGCAGUUUUUGCUGUCAAGGUAAAUUGUUCCUAAGCCCUCGCAAUUGCGUGAUUGAAUCGUUUGUCUGCUCAUGAUGGCACUUCGGAAAGGUGUGGUGCGUGUGUGAAUCACGUGCAACGUGCCAGAGUUAGACGCGUGACAACAAAGAUGGACAUGCCAUUCUUGCCAUCUCCUCAUCAAAGUCGGAGAAGUAACAUUGCGGUAAGGACGCUUGCGGGAUUGGAACGGUGUGAUGCCAUGUUUCGUGUCCUGGACUCUUGAGUUGUGGACUCUAUACCGUGUGGAGUAGUCUGGGGCCCCAGGGGCCUGGGCCCGGGUUCUUGAGGUGGGUUUGGCAUUGAGCUGUGGUUGAUCGACCCAUGACACCUUAUUGUAAGAAUCUUUAUGAGAGAGCCUUGGGAACGUGUUUCGGCCGCGGCUGAAAGGCUGUCCGAUCUUCCAUGUGCACGUGACUUGUGACGGAUCAUUCUAUGCACCGACAGAGCGCGGCUGAAUGCGGAUGCGCAUGCCUUCUGUGAUUGAGCUCAGCGGUCGCAAGUCCGUUGGUGUUGUGGCGUGAUGAAGGAGUGGAACGCGGCUGUGAGGUGGUGUGCGGUGUGCUGACGAAGAUGGGUGUACGGAAUACUCGUUGUUGUAGGAUGUGCGUCUGUGUAGUUUUGCCUAAAUCCGUGCCCUGUAGGAAGCAGUAGUUUCAAGCGCAGGAGAUUUGAAGCAGGGUUGAUAUUGCGAGACAAAGUUUUGAGACAUAUGGCAAUGGUUUCUAAU